UACAGGCGUGAGCCACCGCGCCCGGCCUUUUGUAAACUGUUAAGUCCAUUUUUUCCGAGGAUAAGUGACUAAUUUUGAAGGGAUACAGCAGUGAAAGUAGGCUGAGGUCACGGGGCACGAAGGGAAGAAAAGGUUGGGAGCGAAGAGAACUCUAGUGGCAGACAGUAGUGGGCAGGACCAGCUGAGAUCCAGGAGAAGCCCUGACCUGAGAGAUGGAUGUGGCCUCCGGGAGUGGAGACAGAGGUACCGCCUGGGUGGGAGCGGGAACGGAUUCGAUUCCGACAGGCUGAGAAAGGAGAAUGUCCCCGUAAAGGAGCUAGGCCUGAAAUAAGGGGUGUAGCCGUGGCUGGGUGGAAGAGUGAGGGAGGAGUAGAAGCGUGGCCGAGACCUGCAGCAAAAGAGGGCGGGCCCAGGGCCGGGCUGGGCGAGUCAGAGGCUCGGGAAGGGGCGUGGAUCCCCGGAGGCGGUCCCCGGGUUGCAGGGAGGGAAGUGGGCCGGGAGGAGGGAUAGGCGGUGAAGAGGCCCGGCCCUGCCAGGGAGGCGGGCGGAUCCGUGGCAGGGACCAGAAGGGGCCGGAAGGGGGUGGCCGCCGGCCGGGCCCCGCCCUGGGGCCGCCUCCCCGCGGGUUCCGUUGGCUGUGGCGGCAGCUGACGCUUGUGGCGGCGGUGGCUUCGGGGUGGGCGUAAGAUGGCGACAGCAGCGCAGGGACCCCUAAGCUUGCUGUGGGGCUGGCUGUGGAGCGAGCGCUUCUGGCUACCCGAGAACGUGAGCUGGGCUGAUCUGGAGGGGCCGGCCGACGGCUACGGUUACCCCCGCGGCCGGCACAUCCUCUCGGUGUUCCCGCUGGCGGCGGGCAUCUUCUUCGUGAGGCUGCUCUUCGAGCGAUUUAUUGCCAAACCCUGUGCACUCCGUAUUGGCAUCGAGGACAGUGGUCCUUAUCAGGCCCAACCCAAUGCCAUCCUUGAAAAGGUGUUCGUAUCUAUUACCAAGUAUCCUGAUAAGAAAAGGCUGGAGGGCCUGUCAAAGCAGCUGGAUUGGAAUGUCCGAAAAAUCCAAUGCUGGUUUCGCCAUCGGAGGAAUCAGGACAAGCCCCCAACGCUUACUAAAUUCUGUGAAAGCAUGUGGAGAUUCACCUUUUAUUUAUGUAUAUUCUGCUAUGGAAUUAGAUUUCUCUGGUCGUCACCUUGGUUCUGGGACAUCCGACAGUGCUGGCAUAACUAUCCAUUUCAGCCUCUUUCAAGUGGGCUUUAUUACUAUUAUAUCAUGGAAUUGGCCUUCUAUUGGUCCCUUAUGUUUUCUCAGUUUACAGACAUUAAAAGAAAGGACUUCCUGAUCAUGUUUGUGCAUCACUUGGUCACCAUUGGGCUUAUCUCCUUCUCCUACAUCAACAAUAUGGUUCGAGUGGGAACUCUGAUCAUGUGUCUACAUGAUGUCUCAGACUUCUUGUUGGAGGCAGCCAAGCUGGCCAAUUAUGCCAAGUAUCAGCGGCUCUGUGACACCCUUUUUGUGAUCUUCAGUGCUGUUUUUAUGGUUACGCGACUAGGAAUCUAUCCAUUCUGGAUUCUGAACACGACCCUCUUUGAGAGUUGGGAGAUAAUCGGGCCUUAUGCUUCAUGGUGGCUCCUCAAUGGCCUGCUGCUGACCCUACAGGUUCUGCAUGUCAUCUGGUCCUACCUAAUUGCACGGAUUGCUUUGAAAGCCUUGAUCAGGGGAAAGGUGACCUGUCCAGGAAGGAUUAUACCUUGUACUCUCCACUCUUUCCUCACCUCCUUCCUUUUUUCUAUGCCUGGCGGGAGCUGGACAGUUUCAUCUCUUGCAUGUAUCUAAGGAUGAUCGCAGUGAUGUGGAGAGCAGCUCAGAGGAAGAUGAUGUGACCACCUGCACAAAAAGUCCCUGUGACAGUAGCUCCAGCAAUGGUGCCAAUCGGGUGAAUGGUCACAUGGGAGGCAGCUACUGGGCUGAAGAGUAAGGUGGUUGCUAUGGGGACUUCAGCACACAUGGACCUGUAGGGCCACUGGCAACAUACUCCUCUUGGCCCUUCCCAUAGCUACUCUUCUGUGACUGGGAGACUGCAAGGCACUGAGGAGUAUCAAAGAAGCAAAUAUUUUCACUUUGAAAGAAAACUGCCGUUUUGUAUUUAAUAGCCUCCAGGUUCUUUCAGUAAUGUUAUUUGCUCUGUGUGUUUUUGUGUGUUUGUUGAUGUGCAUUUGUGCAUAUGCGUGAGUUUCAUUGCCAGGGUUGGGGCACAAUUCUGGACUGGGGCCAUGAGGCCUUCCCUGGUCCCCACUGAACCCACCUUAGUUCCACAUUUGGCUGCAUCUUGAAUUAUGCCGACUCCAGACUGUCUCCUCCUUUUUUGCCCUUGGUCUUGAGGCUCUAAACCCCUGAACCAUCUAAAUGGAGCAGCCAAGUUCAGUCCCAGAUUUCUGCACUGUUCCUCUUUCACAGCUGGAAUAUGUCACAUGAUGAAGUUGUACAGAAACAGAACCAUGGAUGGAUGGCCAGGAUUGCCAUGGUCCCUAGCUAGAUCCCCUUCCUAACAUCUGAUAGCAACAGGGACAGCUGCCAAUACCCUGCUCUUUACUCAAUGGUACCCAGGGAGGGAGCAUGGGAAGAGGGUAAGCUGAGGGCUGGAGGAGGGCAACAGCCACUGGGUGAGCUGUUCACCGUCUUAUACUAUUGUUUGUGAUUAAAAGUGCUUCAACCCA
This is a messenger RNA of Nomascus leucogenys (northern white-cheeked gibbon), 2708 nucleotides long. RefSeq names its product ceramide synthase 5 (gene CERS5). The record is from RefSeq and is a predicted model, not a curated record. Gene Ontology annotation, molecular function: DNA binding; sphingosine N-acyltransferase activity. Gene Ontology annotation, cellular component: membrane. Lineage: Eukaryota; Metazoa; Chordata; Mammalia; Primates; Hylobatidae. The transcript is spliced from 11 exons. Bases 688 to 1827 code for a protein of 379 amino acids. Gene Ontology annotation, biological process: ceramide biosynthetic process.